AAAUCCCAUGAUGCCGUGUUCGCAAAAUGGCAGCGCCCACGUCAGAGAAAGCCUUUGCCAUGAGGCUGUGACAGGUACCAAGUUUGCCGCUCUGCAAUGACAGUGAAGCUGCAACCACGGAUCAUGGAGGGUUUUGUGUGCGUCAUCUUCGUCGCGUUAUCUGCACUAUGUGUGGGUAUGGAGUACAUGGCACGAAAGGCCAAGCCACCAGAGAUAUCAGCAUCUAACCCAAUAUUUCUUAAGUUCCAAACAGACUACUUCAAAGUCUAUUUCCUGGCUCUUCUUGCAGACUGGCUACAAGGUCCAUAUCUGUACAAGCUGUACAGUCACUACGGGUUCGAGGAGUCACAGAUUGCAGUUCUGUACGUGUGCGGAUUUGCGUCAAGUGUAAUUUUCGGGACAGGUACGGGAGUGUUAGCGGACAGGUAUGGAAGGAGAAAGCUGUGUGUGUGCUUCGCCGUGGUGUAUUCCAUUUCAUGCCUGACAAAACUCUCCAGGCACUACGGCGUCCUGAUCUUAGGUAGAGUUUUAGGAGGGAUCUCCACGUCACUGCUGUUCACCGCGUUCGAGUCCUGGUACGUUUACGAGCACAUAGAGACACACGACUUUCCUCCGGAAUGGCUUCCGGUCACGUUCUCGCGAGCAACGUUCUGGAAUGGAAUCCUAGCGAUAGGGGCAGGAAUCGCAGCAAACAUCUUUGCAGGUCUUUUCAACUUCGGACCCGUGGCGCCCUUCAUCAUGGCAAUACCGUUACUUAUCGCAUCAGGAGUUCUUGUAAGUACAAAGUGGAACGAGAACUACGGCACGCGCCAGAUGAGAUUCUCCAAGUUGUGCAUAGAGGGACUCCGAGAGAUCGUCAGAAGCAAGCGGAUUGUGCUCAUCGGUGCUAUACAGUCUCUGUUUGAAAGCUGCAUGUAUAUCUUUGUCUUCAUCUGGACGCCGGUGUUAGAUCCGUCAGGACCUCCGCUGGGCGUGGUUUUCUCCUCGUUCAUGAUCUGCAUCAUGAUUGGUUCGUCCCUGUUCCAUAUCCUGACGACGAAACACGCCCGUCUACAAGCUGUGCACGUCCUCGCCAUAUCAGUCCUCCUGGCUCUAACCUCCAUGGUGUCCUGUAUCAAAUCCACACACCCCCACCACGAGAACCCGACCGUAUCAUUCCUGGCGUUCCUGCUACUAGAACUCGCGUGCGGGAUGUACUUCCCGUGUAUGGGAUUCCUACGGAGCAGGAUCAUCCCGGAGAAAAACCGUGCCAGCAUCGUCAACUGGUUCCGCGUUCCCCUAAACUGUAUCGCGUGUAUCGGACUUAUGUAUCUCCACAACGAUGACGUUCUAGGCACGCAUAAAAUCUUCAUCGUUUGCUCGCUACUCCUGAUGGUGGCCAUGUUGUGUGUGUUCCAGCUCUGUAUAUUCAUAAAAACGAUGACAGUUUAAGAAUACAGAUAGUGGAUACAGACACUCUGAAUGGCAAUGGUGUUCAAGGAAUGGAGAGAGAUAGCCUUAUGUCUAAGAUAUAAGAAUUGGAGCUGGUUCUCUGGUGGCUAUGUUUGUGUUUUGUUCUAGUGAUUGAGAAAUUAUCAGGUUCAAACUUCAAACUGUUUAAUCUAGAAAGGGGUUGUGGCAAAUCCAUGUGCAAUUUUCUUGCUUAGCCAUUUAUUUUAAUGUUCCAUUAUUUUGUAUGCUGUAUUCUAUUGCUGCAAACCCAUGUUAUCUCAAAUCUCAUGACAUUUUUAAAAUCUUUGUUGUGGUAAAAUUUCCCUCUGGACUUUUGUAGUUUGUCCCUAAGACUUGAAUAUUCCAAGAUAUGUAACAUUUGCUUACUCAUAUGUUAUAUGCUGUUACAUAUAUUGCUUUCAUUUUAUGAUACAAUUGUAUUGUAUGCUCCAAAAUAUUUCCAUAUGCAGUAAACUGUGAAAAGAAUGUUCACAAUCAUAACAUAUGCAGGUAUAAAAACGCAAACUAUGAAAUGUAAGCCAAGAUGAUACUGUAUUAUAUGGAAUGAGAGGCAAUUGAAAUUUCAUACAUGUACAACAAUAAGUUGAUUUUGCUAAUCUCCAAGCAGAUUUUUUUAGUGGCUGCAAAACAGUAUGAAAUUCGCAUGACAGUAUCUUUGGCAGUAUCCAAUAUGCCGAAAAUAAAAAUACCAGUACAAAAGAAAGCCUGACAGAAACACUUAAAACAUGUCAAAAAUUAGCGAAAGCUCUGCUUGGAGACUAGAUUCUACAUCACAAAGCAAAGGUGUAAAAAUAGUAAAGAAAAGUCAUAGCAAUUGCAUGAACAUAUUAUUUAUCAGAUUUGCUUGUUGCAAGGGAGGCAGGUCAUAUAAUUUAGAAAUGUAUACCAUAUAUACUUCUGGUACUUGUACUUACACUUCUGUCACAUAGGUUGUAUCAUGGGCAUAUAGUUAUACAGGAAAGUCUCUUAGUUAUGAGUUAUACAUGUGUACAUUACACAUCUGUGAAUGAAUCACUAUGUUGAUGUUAUUUAUAUGUAUGAAAGACAGGUACUUCCAAUAAUGAACACUUUAGAAACAAUUUAGAAUCAAAUGUUCCUUUUUUUCCUGCAGAUAUUUUGAAGGCAAGUUUGUUGAUUUUUCUCAUGCCCUCUAAAAUUUAUAUUGGUGAUGUAAUAAGAUGUAGCCUGGUUACCAAAUCUAUUUUAG
Branchiostoma belcheri (Belcher's lancelet) is the source of this 2659-nucleotide messenger RNA. Its product is annotated as molybdate-anion transporter-like. The record is from RefSeq and is a predicted model, not a curated record. Gene Ontology annotation, cellular component: membrane. Gene Ontology annotation, molecular function: molybdate ion transmembrane transporter activity. Gene Ontology annotation, biological process: molybdate ion transport. NCBI's taxonomy places the organism in Eukaryota, Metazoa, Chordata, Leptocardii, Amphioxiformes, Branchiostomatidae.